Colletotrichum higginsianum IMI 349063 is the source of this 1407-nucleotide messenger RNA. RefSeq names its product Duf1479 domain protein. Bases 1 to 1407 code for a protein of 468 amino acids. The record is from RefSeq and is a predicted model, not a curated record. NCBI's taxonomy places the organism in Eukaryota, Fungi, Ascomycota, Sordariomycetes, Glomerellales, Glomerellaceae. The transcript has a single exon.
AUGCGUGCCGACGAAAUCUUCACAGAGAAUGGCGGGCCGAUCCCGCUCCCGCCGAGGUUUGCCCAGAUCAAGCGGAGCCUCGUCGCGGGCAAGGAGUACGCCAUAGUGCAGUCGUGGGAACGUCUAUUAGUUGCCCUCCGCGCUGAGAUUGCGGUGAUCGGCGUCACCAAGUCCGACAUCAUCCCCACUAUUGACUUCUCGGAGCUUCAGGACCACUCCCGUGUGUCCGAGUUCACCGCCAAGCUCCGACGCCGAGGUGGUGCCAUCAUCCGCAACGUUGUGCCAGCCUCGGAAGCCCAUUCUUGGCGAGAGGAGACGGAGACGUACCUCUCGGAAAACCCGCACACCAAAGGCUGGCCGACGCGCGAUCCUCACCUCUUUGGCAUUUACUGGUCCCCGGCGCAGAUCAAGGGUCGUGCUCAUCCAAACGUCCUCGCCGCCCAGCGAUUUUUGAUGGGUCUCUGGCGGUCCCGGGGCCCCAACGUGCCCGUGGUGGUGGAUCACCCCGUGUCAUAUGCCGACCGUCUGAGGAUACGGACCCCGGGAGACGAGGCCUGGCAUCUGAAUGCCCACGUCGAUGGCGGCAGCGUCGAGCGUUGGGAAAGCGAUGGCUAUGGUAACGCUGGAACAUACCAGCGGAUCUGGGACGGACGGUGGGAAGACUACGACCCCUGGGACAGCAGCACCCGCCUCAAGGUCACCUCGGAUCUUUACAACGGCGCGGGCUCAUGCAGUAUGUUCCGCAUGUUUCAAGGCUGGCUCUCCAUGUCCGAUAUCAAUCCAGCCGACGGCACUCUUCUGCUCUGUCCCAUGCUCCAGCUCGCCACGGCCUAUUUUCUGCUCCGCCCCUUUUUCUCCCCACGCAACCCCUCGCCGACCUCGCCGAACUUCCUCGCGCGUGAGAACUGGUCGUUGGACUUCGCCCAGACGAGCAUCAUCCAAGGCGCCGUCCCGUCGUACACCCAGGAACUCAACUCGACGCUCCACCCACAUCUGCAGCUUGACAAAUCCCUUGUGCGUAUCCCCCCCGUUCGGCCUGGCGACUACGUUGUUUGGCACCCGGACAUGGUGUACGGCGUCGACAGAGUACCUGCCUCGUCAACGCCCGCGACGAUAAUGUACAUACCGGCCUGCCCCUUGACACAGACCAACGCGCUUUAUCUCGCCCGCCAGCGGAAGGCUUUCCUUCGUGGCCAGCCGAGUCCGGAUUUCGGAGGCGGGAAGGGCGAGACGACGCAUAUGGGUCGGCCUGGAGUGCAGGAGGUCAGCGAUGCGGGUGGAGAGGACGGGCUUAGGUCCAUGGGCUUGCUACCAUGGGAGGACACAGAGGGGAAAAGUCCGACGCAGAAGGCUUUGGUGGGCAUGGCGAAUGCGAUUUUGUUCCCUGAGAGCUAUGACAUGGUUUAA